CUGGUCAUCGCCAUUGAAAUGCGCAUGUAGACAGUAGGACAAUAGACAGGAACCAAGUCUGUGGAAUGGCAGAGUUAGAGUUGUAUCCCUUGGCGUAAAAUGGAGACUUGACAACAAGUAAACAACCAAGGACGUAUAUACGUCUUUGUAAACAACCUACGAAAGUUUGAAUAAAGGGACUUGAUUGACAAAAUGGGGAAUGCCAGUUCUGCAUUAACAGAGGCCCAGCAACGAGAGCUGACACAGAUAACACCAUUCAAACCACGGGACCUGGAGCGUCUGUUGAAGCGCUAUUCCAACUAUGAUCCUUCAGAGAGAGGCGUUCGUGGCAUCACAUUUGAUGUAUGCAUCACGAUUCCUGAGUUUUGUGGAAACAAGUUUGCCCCUCAGGUGAUUGCAAGUUACCAGGAUGCCAACUCCAAGAAAAUCUACCCCAAGCAGUUCCUGUUAAUCUGUGCCAUACUCAGCUCAAAGACAUCUCCUCAGAAAAAGAAAGAGUAUCUGUUCGAUAUGUUUGAUGUUUACAAGACGAACGUGUUCACUCAUGAUGAAAUGUUCCGCAUCUACAAGACCCUCCUAGGAUCUGCUGUGAGCGACAACGUCAUCCUUGACCUUACAUUCCGGGCACUAAGGCAUCCCGACCUUGCAAAUGAAGGAGAGAUAAGAAAGGAAGAAUUCAUCAAAAUGAUUCCGGACAAUGAAAUCAUGCAGAGGAUGACCUUGGAUCUCUAGAUUCCAUGAGAAACAUCACUGAGACCUUGAACGUUGGAGCAAAGUCAACUUCAGCAUCCUGCUCAAUGUUCAGCUUCAUCUGAUCUCUCUACUGUGCUGGAAGAUGAGCCUUGAGGCUGUGAGCCGAACGGAACUUUCCACUUUUAGUCCCACUCAUGAGCAUUGUGAUAUGCUGAUAAACUAAGGAUUGGAGGGGAAAUUUAAGAUUCAAACCCAGCAUUGGUGGAUCCUAGUAUGGUAAAGGGACACAACUCUGUAAUGCAAAUUACAUGGCCUUGGUCAACUGGGGCACCCACAUGAAAUGCCUAUGGAGACUAUAGUCCUUAAAGUGAUUAUGGUUCUUCACAGCAUUAAGGCUGGUUCAUCAUGUGAUGAAGAACUGUUGACCUGUUGAAUUGUUGAAUUGUCAAUCAUAGAAGUGUUAGCUGUGUCCAGUCCAGUUUCUGAAUUUGGUGGAACAAGUGCUGUCGCUUGAGGAAGAGCACAAACUUGUCUAUCACUACCUUUAAUGUGGAUAUUUAUGCUCAAAGAACUGCAUUAUUGCUUAAGUUUGUGGAUCAGUUGAUAUUUUGUUAUCAGCUACUCACAAGUAUGCUAUCUCAGCUGCCAGUGAGGUGUUAGAAAGGUUAAAAGUCAUGUUAGUGUCUCAUCCUACUGGGUACCCAGUUGCUGCAGGUUGAACAGAAC
Molecule: messenger RNA, 1419 nt
Organism: Haliotis rubra (blacklip abalone)
Lineage: Eukaryota; Metazoa; Mollusca; Gastropoda; Lepetellida; Haliotidae
Exons: 5
Coding region: 193-732 (179 amino acids)
Molecular function (GO): calcium ion binding; calcium-dependent protein serine/threonine phosphatase regulator activity
Source: RefSeq, a predicted model, not a curated record